Vitis riparia (riverbank grape) is the source of this 3157-nucleotide messenger RNA. Its product is annotated as ent-kaurene synthase TSP4, chloroplastic. Bases 629 to 3010 code for a protein of 793 amino acids. Gene Ontology annotation, biological process: gibberellin biosynthetic process. NCBI's taxonomy places the organism in Eukaryota, Viridiplantae, Streptophyta, Magnoliopsida, Vitales, Vitaceae. The transcript is spliced from 14 exons. Gene Ontology annotation, molecular function: magnesium ion binding; terpene synthase activity. The record is from RefSeq and is a predicted model, not a curated record. Gene Ontology annotation, cellular component: chloroplast.
CUUUCCACUUCUUUUUUUUUUGUACUUUUUGAUAGGUAAAUUCUUGCCCACAGGGACUUGAACCUGAACCUCCUACAAACCCUCCCCAACCCUUGACCACCUUGGUCUUCCCACUUUUUUUUUUGUCUAUUAUCAUAUCUUUUACCUCCCAAUUUAAUACUCUUUUUCUAACAUAUAUAAAUAAAUCUGUUGUUCUGUUUCUGAACCACUGUUUAAUUUAGUAUUUUCAUGAAGUUGCCAUGGUCUUGGGCUUUGAUAUUCAAUAUUUUAUUGAUGGGUGCUGUAUAAUAUAAAGGUUCUGGAAAUCAACUUAUUGAUUGAAACAAACUGGAAUUUUUGUCUUUUAGGGUUCUAGUGAUGUCAUGAAAACUCUUCAGAAUCAUCUGUUACUGCAAACCGAUUGAAAUUCCCACAAUUGGGCAGCCUGAAAAUUUCUUUCUAUGCAUCUUGGUUCAUUUUUUUUUUGCCCCUAUGUUGCUUUCAAACUAAUUUCAUUUGCAUUCUCUUUUUCCUAAAAAAACCCUAAAAAUGAAUAUGUUAAUAAGAAAUAUGAUACCGGGAAGGAUGAGAGAUGCUUCCGAGAAAAGGGGCAGGAAAGAAAAACUGGAGGAGAGAAGCCAUCUGAGGAAUGAAUAUAGGGGGAGGUAAGGGUGUGGACCUUCUAAGUGUUGAAUAUAGGAAGGCAGUAUCCAGUUUGAUGCUCAAGGCUUCUCUUAGUCCUGGACUAAAGACUUGGACAGAAGGCAAUCAUGUUGGUCUGGGCUUUGAAGGGACCAAGGAAAGAAUCAAGAAGAUGUUUGACAAGGUUGAGCUUUCGGUAUCUUCAUAUGACACAGCUUGGGUUGCUAUGGUCCCUUCUCCAUAUUCCUCACAGGCCCCAUACUUCCCGGAGUGUGUGAAUUGGUUAUUGGAAAAUCAGUCUCAUGAUGGCUCAUGGGGUCUUCCUCAUCCCCAUCCCAUGUUAGUCAAAGAUGCUCUUUCAUCUACUUUGGCAUCUGUCCUUGCACUCAAGCGAUGGGGUGUUGGUGAAGAGCAAAGGAACAAGGGGCUCUGGUUUAUUGCAUCCAAUUUUGCUUCAGUUAGCGAUGAGAAACAACAUUCUCCAAUUGGAUUCGAUAUAAUAUUUCCUGGUAUGAUUGAGUAUGCCAAAGAAUUAGAUUUGAACCUCCCUUUGGGGCAAAGAGAUGUAGAUGCUAUGCUUCAGAAGAGGGAUUUGGAGCUCAAAGGAGGCUUGGGAAGCAACACUAAGAGCAGAGAAGCCUACUUAGCAUAUAUUUCGGAAGGAAUGGGAAGGUUACAAGACUGGGAAAUGGUUAUGAAAUAUCAGAUGAAGAAUGGGUCUCUGCUCAAUUCACCUUCCGCCACAGCAGCUGCUCUUUCUCACCUUCAAAAUGCGGGUUGUCUGAAUUACCUUCGAUCUCUUUUAGAGAAGUUUGGGAAUGCUGUUCCAACAGUGUAUCCUCUAGAUUUAUAUGCUCGUUUAUGUUUGGUCGACAAUCUUGAAAGGUUGGGAAUCAAUCGGUAUUUUAGGACGGAGAUCAGAAGUGUAUUGGAUGAAACAUACAGAUGCUGGCUGCAGAGGGAGGAAGAGAUAUUUGCAGACACAGCCACCUGUGCAAUGGCAUUUCGGAUACUACGUUUAAAUGGAUAUGACAUCUCUUCAGUUCCAUUAGCUCAAUUUGCUGAAGACGAUCAGUAUUUCAAGUUUGGACAAGAUUUUAAGGACUUGGGGGCUGCCCUUGAGUUAUUUAGGGCUUCAGAGAUGAUUAUACACCCAGAUGAAGUGGUUUUGGAGAAACAAAACUCAUGGUCAAGUCAUUUUCUAAGACAGGGACUAUCGAACAGUUCAAUUCAUGCAGAUAGACUCAAUAAGUACAUUGCCCAAGAGGUGGAGGAUGCUCUUAGGUUUCCCUACUACGCAAAUUUGGAUCGCAUAGCAAACAGAAGAAGUAUUGAGCAUUAUAAUGUAGAUGAUACAAGGAUAUUAAAAACUGCAUAUCGCUCUUCACAUUUCUGCAACAAAGAUCUCCUAAAACUAGCAGUUGAAGACUUCAAUAUCUGUCAAUCAAUACACCAAAACGAACUCAAACAACUUGAGAGGUGGAUUAUAGAGAACAGAUUAGACAAGCUAAAGUUUGCGAGGCAGAAGCUGGCCUACUGUUACUUCUCUGCUGCAGCAACCAUAUUCUCUCCUGAACAAUCUGAUGCCCGCCUUUCGUGGGCCAAAAACAGUGUUCUCACAACUGUGGUUGAUGACUUCUUUGACAUUGGAGGCUCUGAAGAGGAGCUCCUAAACCUUAUUCAACUGGUUGAGAAGUGGGAUAUAGAUGUAGCCGUGGAUUGUUGUUCUGAACAAGUUGAGAUCGUUUUUUCAGCACUCCACAGCGCAAUAUCUGAGAUUGGAGUCAAAGCAUCAGCAUGGCAAGCCCGUAACGUGACAAGCCAUAUAAUUGAUAUCUGGCUGAAGUUGCUAAGAUCUAUGUUACAAGAAGCUCAGUGGGUGAGUAAAAAAUCAGCUCCAACAAUGGAUGAAUACAUGACAAAUGCAUAUGUAUCCUUUGCUCUGGGACCAAUUGUCCUCCCGGCGCUCUAUUUUGUUGGUCCUAAGCUUUCAGAGGAGGUUGUUGAAGGACCUGAGUGCCAUAAACUAUAUAAGCUUGUGAGCACCUGUGGGCGUCUUUUGAAUGAUAUCCACAGCUUUAAGAGGGAGUCCAAGGAAGGGAAAGCGAAUGCUCUAGCACUACACAUGAUACAUGGCAAUGGUGUCACUACUGAAGAACAGGCCAUCAGAGAGAUGAAGGGUUUAGUUAAGAGUCAGAGGAGAGAACUUCAGAGAUUAGUUCUACAGGAGAAGGGUAGCACAGUACCAAGAAUUUGCAAGGAUUUAUUUUGGAAAAUGAGCAAAGUGUUGCACACAUUUUAUGAGAAAGACGAUGGAUUCACUUCACAUGACAUGCUCCGUGCUGUGAAAUCAGUCAUUUAUGAACCUGCUCUUCUUGCUGAAUUCUAAGUAUAAGAAGUGCAGUGCCCCUUAGCUUGUGUUGUGUUGUGUUUCUUUCGGUUUUUGUUCUCUGUUUUUCAAAUGUUAUCUCUAUCCAUUGUAAGGUUUGCCAAAUAUUUAGACGACAUAUCUCUAUAUAUAUAAAUUACAUUGAGA